CAAUUUUCAACCGAAUCUGACUCGUUAUUUUUCAACAGUGCCACAAGCAGCCUAAUCGGGCACAUAUGCACUGAUGGGCAUCCGAAAACCGCAGCAACUUCAACCUAUUCACAUCAUCGCAAACGGUUUGCUCCCACCUGAGACCCAUCAGUAGCGUCUAACCGUUUGAGGACGUACUAAUCUUUCCGCAGCAUCUCAGCUCAGGGGGAGGAUGCUCACUACAACGUAACGAAGUCGCACUUCAUUAGUGUUUCAAAUUUCACUCCUGGCGGUUUGUUUUGUGCCGGCGGUCGAAUUUGUGCGCGUUGCAGCUCCCGUGUUUGUUUUAUUUGGGGUUGUUUGGCGAUGAUAUCAAGUGAUGCAGCGGAAUAGAAUAUUGCGCUUUGAAAUAUGUUGAAAAUGUGACUGUAACUAAUUUUCAUUAUUAUGUGAUUUUAGUGCAAAUAUGAGUGCUAUUCAGUUUGGUUGAAUAUUAAAAUUACAAUUUAAUAGAUAAGAGAAGGUGAACAUAUUUGUAGUAAAUAUAAUUCCUGAAACAAACAGUGCAAUUUCGGCUUAUGGAAUGAUUGAAGAAAAAAUAAUCAUCACUCAGAGAAAAUCCACCAUUUCCCGUAAGCAACUUGCCUUCCUAUCGGGUCUCACUGUGGCAUGUCUUUUAACGGUCCUAUCGGUGCUACAACCAGAUCAGAAUAUUUUUUCAGGACAGUACAAAACCGGCUAUAGAGGAGGGUUCCUUCGCCACUCAAAUAACCUAUCCGAAAGUGUACGCGUUCUAUGCUGGAUCAUGACAACUCCGGCAAAUCACCAAAGUAAGGCAAUCCACGUGAAGCAAACUUGGGGACGUAGAUGUAACAAACUGUUGCUAAUGAGUUCCGCCGAAGAUGCGAAUCUUGAGACGAUUGUACUUCCGGUGCAUGAAGGAAGACAAAGUCUGUGGAAUAAAACGAGAGAAGCUUUCCGGUAUGUGCAUGAGCAUCACCUGAACGAGUACGACUGGUUCCUUAAGGCGGAUGAUGAUACAUAUGUCAUCAUGGAAAACUUGCGGUACUUUUUGUACGCUUACUCACCUCAUUUUCCAAUCUACUUCGGAAGUAAAUUUCGUUAUCCACAAUACGUGAAGCAGGGAUAUUUUUCUGGUGGAGCAGGUUAUGUUCUUAGCCGAGAAGCUUUGAAACGGUUCGUCGAACAGAGCUUGCAGGAUCCCGAACACUGUCCAUCGACGUUGGAUACGGAAGACCUUGAAAUGGGUCGAUGCAUGGAGUACGUCAACGUGACGGCAGGCGACUCGCGUGAUCUAUUGGGAAGAAAACGCUUUCUACCGUUAGAACCAGCAUUUCAUCUAACAUCCAAUCCUGCGGAUGACCCAGAUUUCUGGUAUAAAUAUUACUCAUUUUAUGAACCGUUCUACGGAACCAAAUGUUGCUCAGAUCUACCUAUAAGCUUCCACUACAUACAAGGUCCACAAAUGCACGUGAUGGACUAUCUGAUCUACGCAAUGCAUCCAUAUGGGAUAAGCUAUCACAAUCCGCCAUUACCAGCGAAAAAAAGUUUGGAAGAAGCAAUGGAAGUGGCGGAGCCGUAUGCAGCAGGGACUACCUCAGUGCGGACGACUUUGACGGAUAGUUUCGUGACGGAGGUUGAUGGUGAUUUAGAUGACGGAGAGGAAAGUAGCAGCAUUCCGGAAAAUGAAGCCGAUAUUUUCAAUAACCAAGAAAAUUCUUCUGAAUUGGUGGAUCAGUUUGGCGGAUUAAGCAGCGUCAGUAGUAAUAACUUUGAAGUGACUUCGGAGCCUUCAAUUUUAGAUGCUAGCAGGAUGGAUGAUUUCGUGGACAGAAUGAUUAACGAUCAUAGGUUUAUGGACAAAAUACUCGCAAAAUUGAAACAAAGGAAACCUUUAAGUUGA
Messenger RNA from Topomyia yanbarensis, 1903 nucleotides. RefSeq names its product glycoprotein-N-acetylgalactosamine 3-beta-galactosyltransferase 1-like. The record is from RefSeq and is a predicted model, not a curated record. Gene Ontology annotation, cellular component: membrane. Gene Ontology annotation, molecular function: N-acetylgalactosaminide beta-1,3-galactosyltransferase activity. The transcript is spliced from 4 exons. The coding region runs from base 563 to 1903 and encodes 446 amino acids. Lineage: Eukaryota; Metazoa; Arthropoda; Insecta; Diptera; Culicidae.